GCCUCAGCCUUUCCUGCCUUUGACUGAAACAGCAGCAUCUUCUAAGCCCUGGGGGCUUCCCCGGGCCCCAGCCCCGACCUAGAACCCGCCCGCCGCCUGCCACGCUGCCGCUGCCGCUUCCUCUAUAAAGGGACCUGAGCGUCCGGGCCCAGGGGCUCCACACAGCAGGUUCUCCCCAUGACACCACCUGAACGUCUCUUCCUCUCAAGGGUGCGUGGCACCCCCCUACACCUCCUCCUUCUGGGGCUGCUGCUGGUCCUGCUGCCUGGGGCCCAGGGGCUCCCUGGUGUUGGCCUCACACCUUCAGCUGCCCAGACUGCCCGUCAGCACCCCAAGAUGCAACUUGCCCACAGCACCCUCAAACCUGCUGCUCACCUCAUUGGAGACCCCAGCAAGCAGAACUCACUGCUCUGGAGAGCGAACACGGACCGUGCCUUCCUCCAGGAUGGUUUCUCCUUGAGCAACAAUUCUCUUCUGGUCCCCACCAGUGGCAUCUACUUCGUCUACUCCCAGGUGGUCUUCUCUGGGAAAGCCUACUCUCCUAAGGCCACCCCCACUCCACUCUACCUGGCCCAUGAGGUCCAGCUCUUCUCCUCCCAGUACCCCUUCCACGUGCCUCUCCUCAGCUCCCAGAAGAUGGUGUAUCCAGGGCUGCAGGAACCCUGGCUGCACUCGAUGUACCAUGGGGCUGCGUUCCAGCUCACCCAGGGAGACCAGCUAUCCACCCACACAGAUGGCAUCCCCCACCUAGUCCUCAGCCCUAGUACUGUCUUCUUUGGAGCCUUCGCUCUGUAGAACUUGGAAAACUCCAGAAAGAAAAAAUAAUUGAUUUGAAGACCUUCUCCCCAUUCUGCCUCCAUUCUGACCAUUUCAGGGGUCACCACCACCUCUUCUUUGGCCAUUCCAACAGCUCAAGUCUUCCCUGAUCAAGUCACUGGAGCUUUCAAAGAAGGAAUUGUAGGCAUCCCAGGGGACCACACCUCCCUGAACCAUCCUGGAUGUCUGUCUGGCUGCAGAUUUCAAGCCUGCCUAGGAAUUUCCAGCCCAAAGCUGUUGGUCUGUCCCACCAGCUAGGUGGGGCCUAGAUCCACACACGGAGGAAGAGCAGGCACAUGGAGGAGCUUGGGGGAUGACUGGAGACAGGGAGGGGAUUAUUUAUGAAGGCAAAAAAAAUUAAAUUAUUUAUUUAUGGAGGAUGGAGAGAGGGGAAUAAUAGAAGAACAUCCAAGGAGAGACAGAGACAGGCCCAAGAGAUGAAGAGUGAGAGGGCGUGGGCACAAGGCUGACCGAGAGAGAAAGAAGUAGGCGUGAGGGAUCACAGGGCCCCAGAAGGCAGUGAAAGGCUCUGAAAGCCAGCUGCUGACCAGAGUCCCACACGAAGGCAUCUGCACCCUGGAUGAAGCCCAAUAAACCUCUUUUCUCUGA
Molecule: messenger RNA, 1425 nt
Organism: Piliocolobus tephrosceles (Ugandan red Colobus)
Lineage: Eukaryota; Metazoa; Chordata; Mammalia; Primates; Cercopithecidae
Gene: LTA
Product: lymphotoxin alpha
Exons: 4
Coding region: 178-795 (205 amino acids)
Biological process (GO): positive regulation of extrinsic apoptotic signaling pathway; positive regulation of canonical NF-kappaB signal transduction; immune response
Cellular component (GO): membrane
Molecular function (GO): tumor necrosis factor receptor binding
Source: RefSeq, a predicted model, not a curated record